CAAGAGGCCACGCCCCCCCCGGAAGGUUCCGCGCCCGCAGCGCCCAUGGCGGGUCCGGCGCGCGUGCUGGUGCACGUGCGGCGGGGAGGGGCGGGGCGACCCGCGCGGUUCGGGCAGAGCGUCACCGGCACCUUCUGCCCGAUGCACGAGGACGCGGCCGUGGUGAGCUGCGGCCUGGAGCGCGGCCGGUUCCUGCUCUCGGACGUGGCCUUCCCCGGCUCCACCGCCGCCCUCCUCAAGCGACCCUCCUUCUGCCCCGCCAAGCGCCUGGAGGAGCAGCCGCCCGUCGCCCUCCCUGCCGAGCUGCGGGAUCGGGGGGUGGCCGCGGGGGUGGCCGUGCUGCUGCAGACCAGCACCGGCCGCAUCCUGCUCACCCGCCGCGCCAGCACCCUCAGCAUCUUCCCCAACGUCUGGGUGCCGCCCGGUGGGCACGUGGAGGCGGAUGAAGAGCUGCUGGACGUGGGGCUGCGGGAGCUGGAGGAGGAGACGGGGCUGCGCCUGGCAGCGGGGACCUUCUCCUGGAGGAUGCUCGGCCUCUGGGAGUCCAUCUACCCGCCCAUGCUGAGCCGGGGGCUGCCGCGCCGUCACCACAUCGUCGCCUACCUGCUGGUCGUCUCCGCCGAGUCCCACGAGCAGCUGGAGGCCAGGAUGCGUCCCAGCGAGAGCGAGGUGAGCGCCUACGCCUGGCUGGAGCCCCCCGUCCUGGAGGCCAUCGCAGCCACGGAGGACGGAGCGGAGAGUUUGGGAAAUGUCCCCAGAGUGCUGCCGGCCACCGUUGGCAUCACGGAGCUGAGCAACGGCUCCUCCAGCAGCACCCAGCUCCCCACCGCGACCUUCCUGAACACGGCUCCAGCCGAGGGGGAGGACGUGGAACGGGUCAGCACCGGCACCAAAUUCGCCCUUCGGCUCUGGCUGGAGUCCCUCGGGGAGCGGGGACGAGCGCAGCCCUAGGACGGCGUCACACCGCGCCUGCGGCCGCCGGGGAAAGGAAUAAAGUUCCUGCCCAGGGGGAGCAGAGUCUGUG
This is a messenger RNA of Grus americana (Whooping crane), 1024 nucleotides long. RefSeq names its product nudix hydrolase 17 (gene NUDT17). The coding region runs from base 46 to 951 and encodes 301 amino acids. Lineage: Eukaryota; Metazoa; Chordata; Aves; Gruiformes; Gruidae. The transcript has 8 exons. The record is from RefSeq and is a predicted model, not a curated record. Gene Ontology annotation, cellular component: cytosol. Gene Ontology annotation, molecular function: NADH pyrophosphatase activity. Gene Ontology annotation, biological process: NADP+ catabolic process; NAD+ catabolic process.